AUGUGUGCCAUAGAAAAUCAAUACUCAGGUCCGGGUGUUUGGCAGCAGUGCUAUAGCGGUCAACUGCCCAGAGGUAGACCAGUCUUAGGGGGCAAUGAUAUCAAUGGCGAAGCGCUAUUCGUUGGCCGAGCCGUACAGGAAGGGGACACCAUUCCCGGAAAGGUGGUCCCCUCACACGGUGUGUGUUACGUGGCGUACGGGGGCGCCGAACACGGCCACCGAGACUACCAGGUGCUGACCAAUCCCAGUGGUAAAGACAUGGUAUGGGUGCCGGCGGCCAACGGGGAGGUACCGUACGGUGCCAUUGAGGGCGGCGAACAAAGUGAUGGCCAGGUGUUGUACAUCGGCCGGGCCUACCAUUCGGGCUCAAUGGUGUUGGGCAAAGUGCACCCUGGUCAUAAUACACUCUAUGUCUCUUUCGAUGGCCACGAAGUUCCCAUUCGUCACUAUGAGGUCCUACCGUACGGACAGACAGACAGUCGGCAGUUCUGGUUAUCGGUUGGCGAAGAGAUAACAGCGAAACAAACAAACAAAAUGUCACUCCAGUUGUGGACACACCUGAAGACGUUGUACCCGACGUUAAUCAGCCGGCGAUUGGCCACUAAAUCAACCCCCGAUCAGUGGUUACUAGUAUUGCGAUACGGGUCGUGGGGGCGGCCAAUCACCAGCACAACUACCGCCACCGGCCGGCGACUAUCAACACUCAUCGCUGGCCAUCAGUGGCGGGCCAUAGGACCAGCUUUAACUGCGGCCAGUGGUGGCCAAUCACCAGUACAACUACCGGUGCGGCGGUGGCUAAAUACGGGUGAAUUCCGGCGACUGUCCGCCAAGUCUCGCAAUCGGGACGGUAUGCUAUACGCGACCGCAUUUGUGCUGAUUGUAUUGGGCGGCACUUACGCCGCGGUUCCCAUCUAUCGGAUCUACUGUCAGGCGACCGGAAAGGGCGGCAAAGCCUUCAUCGACGAGGAGAAGAACAAGAAGAUCGCCGAAAUGGUGCCCAAACAG
Messenger RNA from Medioppia subpectinata, 1005 nucleotides. The record is from the annotation of a GenBank genome assembly. Lineage: Eukaryota; Metazoa; Arthropoda; Arachnida; Sarcoptiformes; Oppiidae.